AUGAUUUGUUUUGUUGAGCCAGAGUUGUCAUGUUUACAGAAAAAGGAUACUAGUAAGAAACCAAGUCCAUUGAGAAUCAAGAGAUCAACCUUUUCUCAAUCUGAAGCCUUUAACAAGGCAAAAGAAAUCCAGCAAAACCUAUCCCAAGAGCAUCCCAGCGUUAUUAAAUCCAUGCUACCUUCGCACGGCCUUCCUAAACGUUUUUGUGAGAUGCAUUUGCCCAAGGCUGAUACUAUGGUUGUUUUGGAAGACGAGAACGGAAGAGAAUAUGAAACAAAGUAUCUUAUAGAAAAGAUGGGCUUAAGUGGUGGUUGGAGAGGAUUCUCCAUAGCUCACAAUUUACUUGAAGGAGAUGUUUUAGUCUUUCAUUUAAUCGAGCCUUUGAAGUUCAAGGUAUACAUCAUAAGGUCUCAUAAUGGGUCAACUGAAGAAGGUCAUGUUCUUAGACUUCCAUACUUAGAUGGAAGCACGAAUCAACGUGAUUCUAAUGUUCAUCAAGAAGGCAAUCCAGAUGGUGGCAAGAUAAUAUGUGAUGCUAGCAUGCCACCAUCAAAUCAAUAUGAAAAUAACGAUCUAGAUGAAAACUUGGAUCUUGAGGUUUUAAAUGACAAUAGAAUCUCAAAAUCUCCUGUGACUUUCCAAAAUGUCACAAGCAUAGAAAAUUUUAGUAUUGUUGUUAAUGGCCUAGUACUUGAUUCAGAACUAUCUGAACACCUUAAGGCCAAGUACUAUAAGCUAUGCUGCAGUCAAGAAAUGUUUCUUCAUGAGAAUCUUCUUGAAAAUCAGAAUUGUCAGCUAGUUGUUGGAAUAAUUUGCGAAACCAUAAAUAUUGCUGAUGCUAUUAAAGCCAGCAAGAUCACAACCCCUUUAAAAGAUUUUGCUGUGUGGCAUAAAAGCUUGAAAGGUCUUGAAUGGUUUGGCAUGAAUGUUCGCUUCUUACUUGAUAAGUUGGAACAGCUCAUGGAUUUAGCUUCAAGAUUUGAGAGGCAUGCAAAGGCAAGAAGUGAACGAGACCAGGCUAAAGAGGAGAAGAAACUUCUUGAACUUAAGCUUAAAAAAGUAAAGGAGACCUUAAACAAACUUGAUAGUGAGCUUGACUCACACAAUAUGAACUUGGAGAGAUUGGAGGCUAAGUUUCAGGAUUUGGCUGAUACUGCAUGGUAA
Prosopis cineraria is the source of this 1164-nucleotide messenger RNA. RefSeq names its product B3 domain-containing protein Os01g0234100-like. NCBI's taxonomy places the organism in Eukaryota, Viridiplantae, Streptophyta, Magnoliopsida, Fabales, Fabaceae. The record is from RefSeq and is a predicted model, not a curated record. The coding region runs from base 1 to 1164 and encodes 387 amino acids. Gene Ontology annotation, molecular function: DNA binding. The transcript is spliced from 5 exons.